Symbiodinium natans is the source of this 1488-nucleotide messenger RNA. The record is from the annotation of a GenBank genome assembly. Lineage: Eukaryota; Dinophyceae; Suessiales; Symbiodiniaceae.
AUGGAGCCCACGCCGAGUGAGCAGCGGGAGGAGGAGGUUGAGGAGGAGGUGGAGAAGGAAUCUGAGGAAGUCUCCGAUGGCUGUGACGAGAGCGACCAGGAGUCCCUCGGCGACGACGACCGCGACUUCGAUUUUGGAGGUCAUACGGCUCAAAAAGACUUGCAAGGCCUCAUGCUCACGGAGGGAACGUACGUGCGGUGCAAUUGGAUUGACCCGGAAGAGGAGGAGAAGCGGGUGAACACCUGGCAGAAAGACAAGAAAGCCAAAGUCGAUCCAGAGAGUGAGGAGACUGCCCUCACGGGGCUCCAAGCUGCUGCAAGCACUUGCACACAUUUUCAGCUCAGAGGGCCACGUUACCCGGAGAGGUGGCAGGAAACGAAGGAACAGGAAGCUUCGCAGAAGGCAUUCCGCAUCAUGCGUGCAAUCUCAGAUUCCCUGAUUAACCGGCUUAUGGUGCUGCGUAUCGACAACUUUCCCGGCUCUGGUGACCCCGUUUUCGGCACGAAGCACGAGCUUCGCAGGAGCUUGCGGGCCCCCGACCUCUUCGGAAAGCUCACCACCGCCUUCCAGGCUGGCACCCGCUGCUGUCUAAAGAGAGUAACUUUGCAGGGCGGCUUCCACUCAGCCGCGUCUGUGGCCAACUUCCUGCGUGUGGCCAAGCCACCGCUCGAGUCCUUCCGCUGCCGGGGAUGCCUCUUUCACGGGCGCAACUUCGAGAUGCUGGUGAAGGCCUUGAGCGGGGCAUGCGCAGGAACCCUCCUGGAGUUUGAGACCGAUGCAGCCAUCGGGGGCCGGGAUCCCUUUGGCUUCCUCGCUGACUCCUUCCCGCAACUGAGGAUGCUUCGGGCCAAGUGUGUGUUUGGGAAAACGGAGAACCUCGAAGCCCUGAAGCGGCUGAACCUCAAGAAGAAGCUGUGUAAGCUGCCAAAGGAGGACCACAGGCUGCGAGGCCGACCGGCCGUGAAUACCAAACGAGGCGUCGUCUACUGGUUUAUCUCAUCGGACCAUCACGAUGACGGCUAUAGGGGACAAGGCUUGUGGUGGGACGAGCUAGACAACACGUGUGAGUGCAUGGAGGAGUGGCGUGUUGGCAAGGGUGUGACCCAGAAGAAGUGUCUAACGUUCAUGGAAGAGUGCGGCAUUGAUCUCGACCCACAGCUGAGCGACGAAGACUGCGGAAUGGAUUCGGACACUGGGAGUGCAGACUCGGUCCCAGACGGUGAGCAGGACACAGUCGUGGUACAGCUAGAAGUGGAUGACUCCACAAGCUCCACUGUGGCUAUCAGGGCACGCACAAUGGAUGGUCGGCAGUUUGCACAGGUAACGGUGGACACAGGCACUACACUGAUGCGGACGCUUCUGGAAGAACUGGCCUCGAAGUAUCCCUGCUCGCCCCUUUCAAUGCGCCUGGUACUUCCGAAUGGUUCCUGCACUGAUGCGCUCGCGAGCAGCACCCAACCCUUGGGUGCAAUACUGAAAGGCGCUUGA